This is a messenger RNA of Condylura cristata (star-nosed mole), 1267 nucleotides long. RefSeq names its product UBX domain protein 1 (gene UBXN1). The coding region runs from base 101 to 1009 and encodes 302 amino acids. NCBI's taxonomy places the organism in Eukaryota, Metazoa, Chordata, Mammalia, Eulipotyphla, Talpidae. The transcript has 9 exons. The record is from RefSeq and is a predicted model, not a curated record. Gene Ontology annotation, molecular function: protein binding.
CAAACAGAUCCGGGCACUUCCGCUUCCCUCGGCUUUCUUCUUGUCGGUGUCCGCAGCCGGCCAAGGACCGAGUCCCCGCGGAAGCGGCGGCGGCGGCGCCAUGGCGGAGCUGACGGCUCUGGAGAGCCUCAUCGAGAUGGGCUUCCCCAGGGGACGCGCGGAGAAGGCUCUGGCCCUCACAGGGAACCAGGGCAUCGAGGCUGCCAUGGACUGGUUGAUGGAGCAUGAAGAUGACCCAGAUGUGGACGAGCCUCUAGCGACGCCCCUGGGACAUACCCUGGGGCGGGAGCCCACAUCCUCAGAACAGAGUGGCCCUGAAGGACCUGGUUCCACAGCGGGAGAAGACAAACCCGUUUUGAGUGAAGAGGAAAAACAGGAACAGACUAAGAGGAUGUUGGAGCUGGUGGCUCAGAAGCAGCGGGAGCGCAAAGAAAGAGAGGAGCGGGAGGCAUUGGAACGGGAACGGCAGCGCAGGAGACAAGGGCAAGAGUUGUCAGCUGCACGACAGAGGCUACAGGAAGAUGAGAUGCGUCGGGCUGCCGAAGAGCGGAGAAGAGAAAAGGCUGAAGAGUUAGCAGCCAGACAGAGAGUUCGAGAAAAGAUUGAAAGGGACAAAGCAGAGAGAGCCAAGAAGUAUGGCGGGAGUGUGGGUUCUCAGCCAUCCACACCAACUACAGAGCCAGGUCCUGUUCCCUCCUCUCCCAGCCAGGAGCCUCCCACCAAGCGGGAGUAUGACCAGUGUCGCAUACAGGUCAGGCUGCCAGAUGGGACUUCACUGACUCAGACAUUCCGGGCCCGGGAGCAGCUGGCAGCUGUGAGGCUUUAUGUGGAGCUGCACCGGGGAGAGGAACCUGGAGGGGGCCAGGACCCUGUGCAGUUGCUCAGUGGCUUCCCCCGGCGGGCCUUCUCAGAGGCUGACAUGGAACGGCCUCUGCAGGAGCUGGGUAUGAUGCCCGGGACCUGGAACAGAACAUGGGGCGGGGGGGGAGGGGGGAGGCAGCGUGCCUGAGAAAAGAAGGGAUUCUAAGAGAAGGGAUUUCUUGGAGGUGGUGUGAGGUCAGGAUUUGGGGGUGUGAGUGAAAAAGGGAGGUAUCUUUGUGGCUCACAACUUCUUCUUUCUUCAGGACUUGUGCCUUCUGCUGUCCUCAUUGUGGCCAAGAAAUGUCCCAGCUGAGAAGCCUUUAUUCCACCAUCCCUCUCUGACCUCUUCAUCUUUGUUAAAGCACUGACAUCUCCUUCCUAAUAAAUAGACCCUCUGAGUUCUGUA